AUGAACAACUUCGCGACGACCCGCGCUCUCCGCGCAUUUGCGCGCGCACAGCGCACCGUCUCCCGAUCCAUCCCUCGAGCUUCGCCGUCAUCAUUACGACCCUCCGCAGCUUCCGCCCAAUCAGUUUGCCUGCGCAGUCAAUUCCACACGACCCCCUCCAGGUCAAGAAAUGAGAAGCCCAAGGACUACCAAGGAGUGACAGACUUCAGCGAGAUGGACGUUCUGGCCAACACGCCGAUCCCAUCGACCUCGAUCGACGCCUGCGUAUGGGAUGGCUUCCACCUGAACAGCGGUGUGAAAAUCAUGGACGGUGGCGCCGCGCUGCUCAUCGGCGGCGAGGCAUUCGAGUGGAGGCCCUGGGAGGCGAAGGGGUCCAAGAAUCUGAUCAACGCCAAAGGCCAGUUCGAGCUGCCCGCCGAAGCAUUCGGACUGCUAGAUCUGGUCUGGCCGAGACCUGACCUUCUCAUCAUCGGUGUUGGUCCCAAGAUCGUACCGCUCAGCCCGACGACGAGGAAGCACCUCAGCUCGCUCGGCAUCCGCGUCGAAGUUUUGGAUACAAGAAACGCUGCCUCCCAAUUCAAUCUGCUUGCCACAGAACGAGGUGUUGAUAUUGUCGCGGGCGCGAUGAUUCCCAUCGGAUGGGUCGAGGGCAAGGGGGCUGUAUGA
Molecule: messenger RNA, 666 nt
Organism: Colletotrichum orchidophilum
Lineage: Eukaryota; Fungi; Ascomycota; Sordariomycetes; Glomerellales; Glomerellaceae
Exons: 2
Coding region: 1-666 (221 amino acids)
Biological process (GO): mitochondrial respiratory chain complex I assembly
Cellular component (GO): mitochondrial inner membrane
Source: RefSeq, a predicted model, not a curated record